GAACUAAGUUGUAUUUCCAUGAAAUCCCCCUCGAGUCACAAGGCAGUGGUGAGGCGGAAGAGAGACGCCAGACACUCGGUAGUCGCGGCGCCCCUGCUGGCAAAUAUUUAUCUAUAUCUGCUGCUGCUGAGGCACAGGACAUCAGUGCCAGAGUAGCUGCAGCUGUAGUGAGAGAGUGACCAGCCAGCCAGUCCACCUACUUGUCAGCUAGGGAAGGAGGUUGCCAAGUGGUCAGCCAUGCCCAAUAGCCCAUCCAUGUAUGGUAUGGCUGUGCCCUCCUGUCCCCCUGGUCAUGUGUUGCCCCCAAAAGGGGGCAGCCCCACAGCCUGGCAGGCAGCAGCCUUGGGGAGGGCUCAUUGGGGUUACCUGAUACAUGGGCUGCUUCUUCCCAGCCGAUCCCAAACAUCACCCUCUUCUCAUCACUUCUCUCAGGGAACUGUCCAGCUCUUGGCCUGUGGCUCAAACCUCCAGUCACCAAGAAACCCUCAGCCACAGCUGACCUAUUGCCUUCCUCUCCUUGUGGAGAAGGUUGCCAACAGGCAGUGCAGCAAGUCUCGGUUGCAUGACUGAGCCUGCUGCCAGCACACACAGGGUGGGGUUAGGCACAGCGAGGGACCUUCAUCAUGCCUCUACAUCUGACUUCAUGAGUACAUCAGACAACCAUCUCCACUGCUACUAUCUGCAUCAUCAGCUGCUGCACUUCUGAGGAAACCUUGACCAUCCCACUCUCUGGAGAGUGAUAAGUCUGAGUUGGCAACAGUCCUGACCAGUGUGGGAGGUGCUGGCAAUCCUCCCUCCUUCCUCCCACAGCCCUGCUGUUGCCUUUCACUCACAUGGCAUCACAGACCAACCGUUCGUCAGACUAUUUACCCAGGAACAAAACUUUUUGCAUCUUGUCUGACUGCCUGUGAAGGUCAUUCAGCACACUGCCACAAGAGGUGGCAGAGGCAGUGGCUGGAGGGGGAUGUGUUGCUGUCCACUCAGGCAUCACCCAGCCAACACCAGCAGCUUCUGGCAGUGAGCUCUGGCCUCCCCAGCACACUUAGCUCCUGCCCACAUCUCAUCAUUAUUUUUCACCGGAGAUUGUCCUUCAGCUUGAGCCAUGGCUCCUGCAUCUUCCCUGGAAUCACCACCUCACCUGCUAUCCAUUUCCAGUACUCCAGGAGCAGUUGGGGUGCCUCCCAAGAGUCUCUUCGAGUCCAGGGACCACCUGCCUGGUGCCCAGGGCACCCCAGGGGCAGAGGCCCAUUCCUGCCCAUCAUCACGGCUUGCCACAGCAGUGGCUCCUGGCAUACCCAGUUGCUCAACCAGCCAGUGCCAGUGUCUGGGCUGUGCUGGUUCUAGCUGGGCCUGUGGGUAAGGACUGAAGAACGCAACUCUACUGCAUCUGCUCCAUAUGCUGCUUCUACUCUCUUCAUCUUCACAAUCUACAGAGUGCCAAGGAAGGCACCUUCAAGACUACUGAAUUGUGGAUCAAGUCUAGGGCUUCUUCAGUAUGUCCAGUCGCUAUAGCCGACCUCACACCCCUCCUGGACCCCCACCCAGUCAGGGGUCCCGCAAGUCAUCAGGACGUAAGAUCCCAUCUUCAUCAGUGUCCUCAAAAGCUCCACCCUCCAGGUCAUAUGAUGAUCACCACACCUAUGAUAAAACAUACACUAAGUCCUCCUCUUCCUCCUCCUACCCUCCACCUAAAGCUUACUCUGAUGACAAGUACAAAAGUUCCUCUGUGCGCAAAGUGGGCAGUGAGAAAGUGCCAAACAAUAGUAGUAGUAACAGUGGUGGCAAUAAGUACUCAAGUAAAGGCGACACCUACAGCAGUGAGGGUAGCAGGGAAUAUAAAGGCACUAGGGAAGUGCAUUAUCCAAGCGGAGACAGGUACAACAGUAAGGAUUCACACCUCCACCAGCACCCAUUUUUGGGCUCUUCCUAUACUGGAGAGAAGACCAGAUACUCUGACAAAUAUCUUGCUGGUUCCUCUCCUCCCCCUCCACCCUAUGGGGACACCAAGUAUGUAGGCAAGAAAUAUGCAGAUGACUAUGAUCCUUAUCUACCAGAAAAGUCUUCAGGAAGGUACUCUUCCUCCACCUCCCUACGUCAUGAAGGAAGCGCUUACUACUCCUCAGGCUCUCUAGCUUCUUAUAGCCCUUUCAGCUCAUACAAUUCAUAUGGGGCUUAUGGGAGUAGCUAUGGAAAUAGAGGAGGGUACAGGGAGCUAUGCGAGUGCAGACAAGUUGAACUACGAGUCUGAUAAGCUGACUCCUAGUACUUACAACAGCUUGGACAAACUGAGCCAGGUUCCCCUCCAUCCAAGGGAUAAGCUUUCAUCAGGAGGCUACUCAGAUACCAAGUUGGGCCCCAGGAGUAGGCUCUAUCCAGAGGACAGCCGACAAGCCUACAGGGACUACACAUCCCCACCUGCAUGUUCCAGCAGCAGGUCCCCUUUACGUGGAGUUACCAGUGGCUCUUAUGGUAAUUAUGGCCAUUACUCCCCUCCUCCACGCUCUCCACAACGACAGUAUCUUAACAGGUACGUCAUUGGGGACAGUGUAGUGUAUGGUCCACCAGGCCACUACCCAAGAGACCUACGCUCCACCUCCCCUCGGAUUCGGCCCCCUUCUCCUCCCUCACCUCAGCCUCUCAUGCCACGCAGUUACGCCCGAUAUCCUGCCAGCCCAAGAAGGUAUCCAUCUGGCAGUAACAGAAGGAGCCCACCAGCCUCUUCUUCCCAAUACCGUUCACCUUCACCAGCUGCUAGGAGAGCUGCUUCACCUCGGCGUCCCCCAUCACCACCUCCAAGACGACCUCCUUCUCCACGAAGUCCCCAGCUCAGAUCAUCAUACAGAGGGAGCCGUGAACAGAGCUUUGAACGGGCCAGGUCCAAGGACAGGUACAUCAGUAAGGGAAGUGCAGUGAGGAGCCCAGCACGGGACACCCGGACAGCAACCAUCAGUCGGAGUGAACUUAACAGCAGGGGAGACCGAGAUAAGAGAAAGGAACCAGAGCGAAGAUUAGCAACCUCACGCGAGAAGACACAUGAUGUUGAGUCUUCCAAGCGAGCCCGAACAGGAGAACGCAAUUCUGAGUACCACUAUAGUGGCUCCCGGGGCUGGGGAUCCAAAGAAACCACUACUACCUCCAGCAAUCACUUGUCCUCUAGCCAGAAGGACAGACGACCCCGCACUCCGCCACCCACCUCCAGGAGCAAUGUAAGGAGUACGGAUCUACCCAGGGACAGGAGAAGGGAGGACAGCAGGGAGAGGGACAAAAGCAGAAGGAUAGAGGACCGACUUGGACCUUCACCUUCACAGACCUCUCGCAGGAGUCCAACUCUCAGGCCUCGAGCCACACGAAGGACAGGAUCUCCAAGAGACAAGAGAAGCAGUAGUCGACGCCAUCCAGACCUGCGGCUGUGGAUAGAGUCCCGUAAGUCUGAGGGAGGGAAACGGCUGGCAUCCCCAAGCAGCAGGGCACGGCCAGUGAGUAAGAGGGUGGCCCGUUCCAGUGAAAGGUCCACUGUUACCAAGAGAGCACGCCUUGGGGAUCCCAAAAGGAGACUAGGUGGCUACAAGACACGCAGGAGAGCUCUUCCCCUUAAGAGGAACAAGAUUCUAAAAAAGUACCAGCGACUAACAGCCAAGAGAGGAGCCAACAAAGCCAGCAGCAGCUCAGCCAAGCUCAGCAGCCGAGAGAAUGGAGGCAGCCGUGGGGAUGGGGGUGACGAAGGCAGCAAGAGCAGGGAGGAUGGUGGUGGAGGUGGUGAUGGACCACGACCCCCUGGCAGCUCUGCCACUAUCCGCCGUGUGAUCAAGAAGCCAAAGGUGCUGAGUCUGGUGAACCGCAUGGUGCUCAAGCCUCGGGUCAUCAGGAAACCAACCCAAAAGUUACUUAAGGACCCCAAGGAGGAGAUGAAGGCCAAGGAAAAGACCCAGUCUGAAUCCCAACAGAGCACAAAGGAUACAAACAAAUCUGAUGAAAAACAGAGCACAUCUUCCUCCAGUGCUGCCAACACCACCACAAACUGCACCAGUGCUUCAUCCAGCUCUGCUACACCAGCAGCUACCAUUACCACCACCUCUGCCUAUGAAUCCAGCAGCAAACGCUCUUCACGGUCCACUGCUGCCCCCACAAAUACCACCACUACCACUACCACCUCCUCAUCCUAAUAUUUCUGACAAGACUGAGUCAAACAUUCUGGCAAUAACUCCUUUGUGAUACAUCGCCAAGUCCUCUUCCUUUGUUAAGGCUUUUUUCGGGUUGUUUACUUUCUUAUGUUGUAGCCAUUGGGGGUUGAAACAGUGGGGUUUGUGAGGUGUUGGCCAGGGCUGUGGUGGUGGUGGCGAAUGGUGGAGGAAGGCAAGGCUAGUGAUGAUGAAGAUUAAUUGUUUGGAAUGAAGUAACCAGUGCUGUUACCUCAUUGUAUUGAUGUUACUAGCAAAUAAUGAGUAGGGCAGCACUGGCCUGUGCUGGGCAGGCCCUUCCCAGUGUGGUGUUUCUUGAAUGUUAGGUAGACAUUCAUUCAUACUUAAAGGAGUGUUAGUUAUGGUGCUGCCUCAAACACACACACACACACACACACACACACACACACACACACACACACACACACACACACACACACACACACACACACACACACACACACAAA
This is a messenger RNA of Scylla paramamosain (green mud crab), 4645 nucleotides long. RefSeq names its product serine/arginine repetitive matrix protein 1-like. The transcript has 12 exons. NCBI's taxonomy places the organism in Eukaryota, Metazoa, Arthropoda, Malacostraca, Decapoda, Portunidae. Bases 2166 to 4163 code for a protein of 665 amino acids. The record is from RefSeq and is a predicted model, not a curated record.